This is a messenger RNA of Diuraphis noxia (Russian wheat aphid), 2310 nucleotides long. Its product is annotated as opsin, ultraviolet-sensitive-like. Gene Ontology annotation, cellular component: membrane. NCBI's taxonomy places the organism in Eukaryota, Metazoa, Arthropoda, Insecta, Hemiptera, Aphididae. The record is from RefSeq and is a predicted model, not a curated record. Gene Ontology annotation, molecular function: G protein-coupled receptor activity. Gene Ontology annotation, biological process: G protein-coupled receptor signaling pathway; visual perception.
CGCUGUUCACGAGUGUCACUCUUCCAGGCGCCACUUAACAUUUUCCCUGCUGAGUUUUACUGCUCCCGAAGAUGGAGUAGUACGACGCCGUUUUCUAUUCCCGUGGCGUGCGGUGGCGCUGGCGGGUCAUUUCGUGAGAUCAAAUUAACCCUGACUCCAGACGAAAUUAUGGUUGACACGUAUAUGAAAUGACAUGAAAUGACACACGUAUGUACACACAUACAAGUUACAACAUAUUACAUACAAUUAGAACCAAUACGGUAUACCUACUGUAUUCACUAUACACUAUACAAUAUACAUGUAUAGAUGUGAAUUAUAAAGUGACAAACUUUAACCUAAUAUGGUCAACACUCUCCACGACAACAUUCUAUUGAGUUUUUUUUCAAAAUUAACAAGCUCGAAAUGAAUUUUGAAAUUUUUUCAUCUACACUAAGUCAAUUAUCUAGCCUCAAGGUUUUCAACAUAGCUAAACCUUCCAAAAACUUAAAAAAAAAAUCAAACAUGCUUAAUUUUAUUAGUCCAUAAAUAUUUUGUAUGUCUAGAAGAUUUUACUCAUGUCGUGUUUGAUACGGCUGAAGUUUUGCCUUAUUGUAUUGCUGCCGUUCAAAAGUUCACUAGGUAUUACAAAUUUACAAAUAAGACAUCACAAAAAUUUAGAACUUUUAUAGAAAAAUACAUUGAAGUACUACAUAACGCGAUGACGGCUUAGCUAACAAGGAGAACAAGCAACGUUGCUCAAAACCUUAUAUUGUAUAAUCACAGUUCAUAGUCAUGAUAGACUUUAAGACCAAAUAUCCCGUUAACUUGUGGAAAGAUCAUGGGUUCUACACAGAUGAUUAUAUUAAACUAAUCAAUAGCCAUUGGUUAAAAUUCAUGCCUCCCAAUCCAACUUCGCACUACGUUCUCGGACUUCUAUACACCAUCAUCAUGGUAUUUGGAUGCACCGGAAACUCUCUGGUGAUUUUCAUGUACUUUAAAUGCAAAUCUUUACAAACGCCUGCGAACAUAUUAAUAAUAAACUUAGCUGUUAGCGAUUUUAUCAUGUUAGCAAAAGCCUCGGUAUUCAUUUACAACAGUUAUUACCUUGGCCCUGCGCUAGGGAAAUUGGGAUGUCAGUUAUGUGGAUUUCUUGGUGGCUUGACUGGAACCGUGUCCAUUAUGACGUUGGCAGCCAUAUCCCUGGAUCGGUAUUACGUUAUAGUGUGCCCUUUGAAAGCAGCCGUGAAAACCACUAAGCAAAGGGCCAAGAUGUGGAUAGGUCUGAUAUGGAUUUAUGGAUUUUCGUUCUCCAUCGUUCCGGUACUAGAUUUGGGGUACAGCCAGUACGUGUCGGAAGGUUAUCUGACUAGCUGCAGCUUCGACUACCUGUCAGACGACGACCGAGACAAGAGGUUUAUCCUAGUAUUCUUUACGGCUGCGUGGUGCAUACCGUUCACAAUAAUAUUGUAUUGUUACGUGAAUAUACUGAUGACGGUGUGGAUGACCAGUGAAAUAGUCACCAGCAGGGUUGGUCAACAAGAGGAGAAGAGGAAAACAGAUAUACGACUGGGGUACAUGGUGAUCGGAGCUCUGGCGCUGUGGUUUGUAUCGUGGACGCCAUACGCCGUGGUUGCACUCCUAGGCGUAUUCGACCUGAAGGAUUACAUCUCACCGUUGAGCUCAAUGAUCCCGGCGUUGUUUUGUAAAGUUUCUAGCUGCACGGACCCGUGGUUUUAUGCUAUCACGCACCCGAGAUUCAAAAAGGAACUGAUGAAGCUUCUGACGAAGAGCAAGACCAGAAAGCUGGUCAGGAACUAUGGUAUAAAGAAGGGAUGGGUCGGGUCACAUUUGAACAAAGAUUCUAAUGUUGGCUUCGAGAACCGUCUGAAAACCGAAUACAAUAAGGAAGCAAAUAAAACGAUCGAAUCCGAUAUCAACAGCGUGCAAUGCCAGGGAUCCACUUCCGGUCGCAAGACUGAAUCAACCAAACAGCCGGAAACCAAGUUCCCUGCAAGUGCCAGCCAAGAGAGUGUCAAGUACAUGCUUCCCAGCUAAUACAACAUACAAAUAUACAAUAAAAACUGCCAAAGAGGCACGAGGUCAUGAUGCAUAAAUAAAUCAUUGAGGAACUAAAUACUGGAAAUUUUUCAAGCUGGUCUAAUUCAAAAUAGCGAGAAUAAAAAGUGCGAAUUCCAAAGCAAAAAAAUUAAAGUUUCCUAUAAAAAUACACUCAUAUAAUUAUUUACAUUUACUAGCGGAAGAGUUGAGUUGUGAUAUUAUCUAUUUUAAUAUUUUAAUUAUCUUUAAAAAAUUAAAUAUCAUAUAGGCAAG